AUUGGGGAGACGCUACAAUGUUUGCUCUUCUUUGUCUACUUCGUGUUCUUUAAUGGCUUCUCAUUUGUCUCUGCAACAUCCCAGGCCUCUCGACAAUUCAAAAUCUCUUGGUGCUGAUAAGAAACAAAAGAUUAAGGCCAUUGCAUUGAAUCCGUCGAAAUUAAUUAGGAAGGAUCGCGAGAGUUAUGGUUGCUCAUGCAACUUCAGUUCUUCGAAAUUCUUCCUGGCAUACAACCCUUCCCCACGGGAGUAUUCCUUGGGGGCACUAUCACCUAUGGCUUCUUUGUUCACUGAUGAGACCAUUAUUGAGAACUGGGGUCACAUUGUCAAGAGUCAUAGUAAGAAAAUGGAGUUCAACCGUGUAAAUUGUCUCGUGUGGGUGCUCCACGAAUCUGCUAAGAGCUUCUCCGCUGCGAUUGAAUUACUCGAAUUAGCGGGAAGCAGCGCCGAGAUUUUGAUGGCUUGGCUCGGGAAGGAUGUGCACCAGUGGCAUAAAAGGAUUUCUUAUCAGGUGGCGGUAUAUGCUAUGUUAAAGACGGCCGUCGAGGUGGAGUUUUUGCUCUCUCAUGAGCGUAGCAACAACCCUUCAGUUGUCAGGGAGAUCUUGAGCCCAAGGCUGAACUUAAUGAAGGAGUACAUAGAAAGUCAAAUGAGCGAAAGGCACACUGGACUGGUAGGAUGGUUCAGGGAGGUAGAAUUGCCACGGAUAGCUGGAUUUUUCAUUCCUCUAUUGAAGAGGUGGUCUAUGGAAUAUGCAGGAAGUGGUGUAGCAGGAAUUGUUGUCGGAAUAAGUUGCUGUUCAGCGGUGGCGAAAUUAGGUCCUCGGCAGUCAAGCUGCCGCAUGCUUUCAGUGUCCAUUGAUGCUAUUUUGCUUGAGCUCAUGGAACUUUCUCACGGCCUUGUGUCAGUGGACAAAGGGCAUCAAUUAGCAACUGAGGCUGGAUUUGAGCUGGACUUCCUGACACAUUUUGGGAGGAAGUUCUCCCUUAGCGAGGAGAGUGAAGAGCUUGAAUUUUGGAUUGGUCUUGCUCAAAAGAAGCUCUCACUUGCAUUUCAGAAAGAGCCUCUUGUUUCGUGCAUGGACGAUUCUCCAGACAAGGUCAAAGCUGAGAGUUUAGCUAUUCUUGGACUAUUUGCAUACUUGGGAAGAAGAACUAGACUACACUUGUCAAAAAUGGGCAUAAGAGAAGUGGAUGAGCAGGUUAAGGAUUUUCUCAGUUUCUUGGAGUGUGGUAUCAUCUUCAUAUACCCUGGAUUUUCUUCGGUACCGAUGUAUCAGAUGUUUAUGGAGAUGAUAAUUGAUGAAAUUGGAUGGCUCGACUUUUAUGCUUCACAAACCGCAAGCUGUACAGACAGGAAAAGGUCCAAGCAGCAUGUCAUCCAAGCGGAGACAGAGAUUAUUCUGUCUCGGGUCUUCACCACUUGCUAUGAUGUUUUCUCUGGCUUCGCUCAUUUCAGCCGUUCAACAUUGCAACCCUUAGAUUCAGAAGUGCUGGCAUUUCUACUCAGGAGCCAAAGCCUGCUUAGUGUUUGUCUAGAAGAUUAUUGGGUGGUUUAUGAUAGAUCAGGUGAAUCUCUUAAGACAGCAGAAACUGGUGCUUUGGACCCCACAUUGGCUGCGGCAGCUAAGUGGAAGGCUAAGCGCUCUAUAGCCCUGGAGGCACAGCACAAAGCAAGUGUCUCAAUGGCGCAAGAACGUUUUGAGAACACGUCUCAGCCUGUGCCUAAAUUGACAAACGAUACCAGUGCAAACACGAUGGUUGCCCUAGCCACUGUCAACAGGGCUGGAGAUGCUAAAUCCGAUGCCCGGGAUGAAGGCUUAUGCAGGAAGUUCAGCAUCAAGUUAGUCUCUGCCAGUCAUAACAUAUGGAUGGGCACCCAACUGCUGUGGAUAGACAUCGUGCUGUUGCUCAAGCUUCUCCUCAAGCAGAUGCGGGGUCACAAUAUCACAAAGAGAGAGAGGAAGAAGUUAAAGAGAACAUUACAUGACAUAGCGACGCUCAUUCCAGUCACCAUACUGAUGCUACUUCCUGUAUCUGCUGUCGGUCAUGCUGCCAUGAUAGCAGCCAUCAAGAAGUACAUGCCUUCACUGAUCCCUUCUCCAUAUUCAAAAGAACGUCAGGACAUUGUCAAGCAAUUAAAUAGGACUAAGAAGAUGGAAGUCCGUCUGUGGAGCAACCUUGAAGACUCUUCCUUCAGAAUAACAUAGGAUCUCUACUUUCUGCACCAACCGUGUCGCUGCGCAAAUGCUGUAUAUACCACACAUAAAACAGGAAUAAUCUGAAAUAAUGUACAGGCAUAGCAUAAAUUCAUCAAGGCUAACGCUACUUCCACGGAGUUA
Messenger RNA from Eucalyptus grandis, 2341 nucleotides. RefSeq lists its product as uncharacterized. The transcript is spliced from 14 exons. NCBI's taxonomy places the organism in Eukaryota, Viridiplantae, Streptophyta, Magnoliopsida, Myrtales, Myrtaceae. Gene Ontology annotation, cellular component: mitochondrial inner membrane. The coding region runs from base 53 to 2209 and encodes 718 amino acids. Gene Ontology annotation, biological process: intracellular monoatomic cation homeostasis. The record is from RefSeq and is a predicted model, not a curated record.